AUGUACGGGAUUCAUCCGAUAAGAGGAUGCUACACCAAUCUGGCCAUUUGUCUUAUUGGAGCUAUCAUCAUAAUACACCCAUCACAUGCCUUCUUUAUUGUACGACAACAACAACAACAACAAAAUCGCCAUCCAGAAGAUCCAACAACAGUAAGACUGACUUCAAGUUUUGUGGGCAUGGGCAGAACCGAUCUAUGUCUACGCCCACAUCUAAACUUGCGCAAUCAGAAUCAUCGGCAAUACCCAUCCCUGACUAGCCUAUUGUUGAGAGCCAGCAGCACCGCCAUAUCUGGCGAUGACGAUAUCCUCAACGACGACGACGACGACAAUGUGAGCCCAGUAGAUGAAGAAUCAGCUGAUGAUAUUAAUAAUGCUGACAAGGAUGAUCAGGAAACCUUAUUAUUGGUACAUCAAUUUGUCGCUCGCGUUCAAGAAUCCAUUCACGAACAAACGUUUUCGUCGUUGGUGCUGAGAGGAGUUCCAAAGCCCAAAAAAGCCAAAUCAAAAACAUCCACCACGACAAUGGAAUCGAGUUCGACGCUUGGUUCCACAGCCAAUUCGCUUCGGGGUGUCAUUCGACAAGUCCAAGGACGACUGAUAAUGAGCAAACAGAAAAACACGGAUGAGGUCUUGCUGCAACUCACUUGGAAAUACCAUGGGGCUACCGACAUUUGCAAAAAUCUAAACCUGGACGAAAUUCCGGAAAUCUUGCCCCAGCUCAUUUUGGAAGCUCCUUCGGUGGUGGUCUCGGAAUGGGGUGCGGAAGCAAUUGCCACCAAUCCAAUCCAAGGAGCCGAAUUGCAUACCUUGACCCACGUGGUUGACCUUCAGCUAGCUGGUGGUGGUGGCAACAAGAAAAAGAAUAAGCCCAAAUUGAUAACUCGGGUAUCCAAAAAGACCAAGGCCAAUAAGCAACAACAACAACAACAAGGACAACAACAAGGACAACAAGUUAUUGUUCCUACCGCUCACGACCGUGAAAAGCAAACCCCGCUUGACAAAAGAGCCGACUUUUUGCAAGCCUUGGGUGUGACGCAUGCCAAUGGCAAACCAAAGCAAGGGAUGAAGUCCAAACUUCGACAGUGUCAAAAGUUUGUGGAAAUUGCGGGCCGACUGAUUGACAAAGUCGUGGAAGAAGGUGCUGAUAGUGAUGAUAGUGAUGAUAGUGAUGAUAGUGAUGAUAGUGAUACCAAACGCAAACAACGACCCAUUUCGGUGGUGGACAUGGGCUGUGGACGAGGGUACUUGACAUUUUCAUUGCAUUCCUAUCUGGUUGCAAACAAGCAAUAUGCUGCGACAAGGUCGAGAGGGAUUGAUGUUCGACCCAAAUUGGUGGAAGAGAUAUCGGGAAUUGCUAGAUCGCUCGGCAAAGACUUUGAUGGAUUGCAAUUCGAAGAAGGUACCAUUGAACAAUUUGUGGCAGAAGUCGAGGAAAAGAAGAUAAACGAAGAUGAACUGAGAGUCUUGAUUGCCCUUCAUGCAUGUGAUACUGCUACGGAUGAUGCCAUUUGGUCAGGAAUCUGUUCGGGAGCCUCGCUAUUGAUUGUUGCACCAUGCUGUCACAAGCAAGUGCGACCGCAACUAAAUUCUCACUAUGUAGCUGAAAGUCAAACGCAUCCACUUGCCGACGUACUAAAGCAUGGAGUCUAUCGCGAACGCAUGUCGGAAACCAUUACGGAUUCCAUUCGGGCACUCCUACUGGAAGCAGCUGGAUACAAGGUUCAAGUCUUUGAAUUCAUCGGAGGAGAACACACAAGUAAAAAUGUCAUGAUUACAGCUGUCAAGACUGGCCGCGUGAGCAAGGAUUGGAGAGAUCACUCCAACAAUAAGGAAAUGAUGGAACCAAUCGUCAAACGAAUCCAAAGUUUGGCCGAGCUUGGUGGAAUCAAACAACAAAAGUUGGCCGACUGGAUGGACAUUGAUCUGGGCCACCUUUCAUCAGCCUCCAAGGCGAAACUUCGAAUGCCGCAUCAAAUGCCACCGGUUCAGAGGAGGUGA
Messenger RNA from Cylindrotheca closterium, 1998 nucleotides. NCBI's taxonomy places the organism in Eukaryota, Bacillariophyta, Bacillariophyceae, Bacillariales, Bacillariaceae. The record is from the annotation of a GenBank genome assembly.